AAUCGAUGCUCAGCAAUCAAUCAAUCAGCCAGUGUAAAUAAUCAUUGAUUUGUUCUGGCGGCGAUAACAAUUUAUAAUACUAUAAUUAUAUAAUACGCCCUCCCAUGGCGAGGUCCAAGAUCUUGGGCGCCGCAGUCCAUCUCGGCCGCCGCGCCGUGCGCCGCAAGGCCACCAUCGUCUCUACCCUGUUCAUCGUCUUCUUCUUGCUCCCCAUUCUCAUGUACAUUCUCCUCGGCACCUUCCUGGCAAACGAUCCCCGCCUGGUACCGCACGCAAUCCGCAAUGCCCAGAACGUCCUGUUGAUCACCGCCCAUCCGGACGAUGAGUGUCUGUUCUUUAGUCCGAGCAUCCUACACAGCUGGGGCAAGGCCCAUGUGAACCGCCAUGUGCUAGUCUUAUCAUCUGGCAACUACGAAGGUCUCGGCGCCCAACGUCGCGCAGAAGCGAAAGCCUCGUGCGCCGAGCUCGGCAUUGCCGACGACAAAUGCCUAAUCCUCGAACAUAAGCACCUGCAAGACAACCCCCGCGAAUGGUGGGACGAGAAGCUGGUCGAGCGCACGCUCGACCGACACGUGCAGAUGUGGAAUAUCGAUUUGAUCAUCACCUUUGACGAAUAUGGGAUAUCGGGCCACGUGAACCACCGGUCAGUGAGCAACGGGGUUCGCAAGUUCGCCAACGACCACGACCACAAUCCGCCGGCAUAUGCGGUGCAGACUAAAUUCGUGCUGCGGAAGUAUUCAUCGCUGGCGGAUUUGAUUCCGACCUCGUUCCCGUUUACGUGGAGGAUUCUGCAGGCUGUUUUCACGUCUGUGCCCAAGGGGUAUGCGACAACGGUGCCGGUGCCGGGAAAGAGUGUGCUGCCGCCGGAGGGAGGGGAUAGGUUUGGAGAUAGAGCGCUUCUGGUGACGAAUUGGAGCCAGUACAUGAAAGGGCGGGCGGCGUUCAAGCAGCAUGCGUCGCAGUAUUCCUGGGACAGGGUGUUGUAUUUGGUGCUGAGUCGGUAUAUGUGGUUUAACGAUUUGAGAAGGAUGUAAAAUUGUUGAUGGUGUUUAUGUUAUUAGCGAAAAUAUGGCGUUCCAGGUAUAUCUAACAAAUAGGCAUUUUUAAUG
Molecule: messenger RNA, 1109 nt
Organism: Talaromyces proteolyticus
Lineage: Eukaryota; Fungi; Ascomycota; Eurotiomycetes; Eurotiales; Trichocomaceae
Product: putative glycan biosynthesis protein
Exons: 2
Coding region: 105-1034 (309 amino acids)
Biological process (GO): GPI anchor biosynthetic process
Cellular component (GO): endoplasmic reticulum
Molecular function (GO): N-acetylglucosaminylphosphatidylinositol deacetylase activity
Source: RefSeq, a predicted model, not a curated record